CAAAAUAAUGCCUUUUGUAUUAUCCGUCCAACCUGUCCGCCAAUCACGAUCCAAAUAUUUCCUCAGUCCCUCACCGGCUACUGGCGAUAGCCGGUUCCCCUCCCCCCUCCACGAGCUCCAUAUAAGCGCCCUCUCUGGUGAAAUGUGGAGACCGGUCUUUGUUGACAUCCGCGAGCGAGCGAGCGAGUGAAGAAGCCCCAUAACACUCCCCACGCCAAACCGCCGCCGCCGCAGCCAGCCGCCGUCCGUACGCCGGGAAAGAUGCCGAUCAGGAACAUAGCCGUCGGCCGGCCCGAGGAGACCUACCACCCCGACGCCCUUAAGGCGGCGCUGGCCGAGUUCUUCUCCACCCUCAUCUUCGUGUUCGCUGGCGAGGGCUCCGGCAUGGCCUUCAACAAGCUGACGGACAACGGCUCCACCACCCCCGCCGGCCUCGUCGCCGCCGCGCUCGCCCACGGGUUCGGCCUCUUCGUCGCCGUCUCCGUCGGCGCCAACAUCUCCGGCGGCCACGUCAACCCGGCCGUCACCUUCGGGGCCUUCGUCGGGGGCAACAUCACACUUCUCCGCGGGAUCCUCUACUGGAUCGCCCAGCUCCUCGGGUCCACCGUUGCUUGCUUGCUCCUCAAGUUCGCCACCGGCGGAUUGACUACGUCAGCGUUCUCGCUGUCAUCUGGGGUGAGCGUGUGGAACGCGUUCGUGCUGGAGAUCGUGAUGACGUUCGGGCUGGUAUACACUGUGUACGCCACGGCCAUCGACCCGAAGAAGGGCAACAUCGGGAUCGUAGCCCCGAUGGCCAUCGGCUUCAUCGUCGGCGCCAACAUCCUGGCCGGGGGUGCCUUCGACGGGGCGUCCAUGAACCCCGCCGUGUCGUUCGGGCCAGCCCUGGUGAGCUGGAGCUGGGACAACCACUGGGUCUACUGGGCCGGCCCCCUGAUCGGCGGUGGCCUCGCCGGCCUCAUCUACGAGGUCUUCUUCAUCGGCCACUCCAGCCACGAGCCGCUGCCCACCACCGACUACUAGAGGAAGUCGUUGCUCCGCGUCGCUUUGAACAGUCUCUCGACGGCUUUUUCCUUCUUUCCUGGUGUAUUUAUUUUUUCCCCAUGUUCUUCUGAGGAGCUUUCUUCUGUGUCUGGUCGUUGCUUCGUCUUCGUCAUGAUCACCGUUGGUUUUCCCCCUUGAAAAUGCUCUGCUCUGUGAGUCGGUCAACUUUUAAGGCAAGGGGGUGUGGAGGGUGUGGAUUUAUCUUAUUUUGUUCUAGUUGGUUCAUUUCUUCCUUCAC
This is a messenger RNA of Eucalyptus grandis, 1279 nucleotides long. RefSeq names its product aquaporin TIP1-1. The coding region runs from base 262 to 1020 and encodes 252 amino acids. Gene Ontology annotation, biological process: water transport; transmembrane transport. Lineage: Eukaryota; Viridiplantae; Streptophyta; Magnoliopsida; Myrtales; Myrtaceae. Gene Ontology annotation, cellular component: plant-type vacuole membrane. The record is from RefSeq and is a predicted model, not a curated record. Gene Ontology annotation, molecular function: water channel activity. The transcript has 2 exons.